Messenger RNA from Xyrichtys novacula (pearly razorfish), 28468 nucleotides. The record is from the annotation of a GenBank genome assembly. Lineage: Eukaryota; Metazoa; Chordata; Actinopteri; Labriformes; Labridae.
CCACAUUUACAAGCCCAGGACACAAACUGUCACAUUAAAUGGAGAAAGACUCUUUUAUACACAAAAAGCUGAUUUAUCAGUUAGCUCCUUACUGCAAAGUCACAGUCACUUUGAGUAAGUGUAUUGAUUCUCCUUUAACCCAACAGUACGGGGUCAAAGGCUAAGCGCACUCUCAUGCACAAGCCACAACUCUAGGUCCUGCAGUGAUUUACAUUAUGCUGACAGUUUCAAUGACGUGUUUUCAGCAUCUCCUGUCAGACAAACAGUAAAUCAUGUUUACAUACUUAACAGUGCUUGGUGACAUGUGGAGAUGCUGACCUUCAGAAAAGUGGAUUCCUUCGACUGUUGCUUAUGAAAAUUGCAUGUGCGUUAACAACCCCUGAUAUUCAGGUUAACCGCCUGCUGAGUUAAUGGGUUUUGCUUACAUGUGACUUAGCAAGAAUAACAGUUUGUGGUGUUUACUGAACAUACAGUAUUUAAUCGUUCUCCUUUAAAAUCAUGUUCAAACAGGCAUGAAACAUGGCAGGGAGUGGACUGGCAUGACAGAGAGGCUAAGCUCCAUGGGGCGUCUAUUUUUAAAAAUGCAGUCUGGCCAUGAUAUGUUUUAUUCAUAUGCGGCCUGGCAUCUCGAGGAGAGAGCAAGCAGGCUUAUUGGCCAAUUUCCUCCUCCAGGCAAAUCAACUUUUGUUGCUCAAGAGAAAAGAUAAGGAAAUCCUAUAGGCUACCCACUGCUGUGUAUAAGUACUUUUCUUUUUGCAUGGAGAAAACAAAAAAAAAGGUUAUAUGGGGCUUGGAAGAACAUCAUGAUACUUAAUCUCAUGCGGUCUAAGAGAAUACAGGCCAAGUAUAAAAUCAACACAUGAUGUUGUGCAAUAAAACGGCCUUUACUGUAAGCAGAUUUACUGCAGUUUUUUGGCCCAAUCACACAUUCUUUGCAAUGAGUUUUCAUUAUUAAUCUUAUAAAUCUGCUCCAAUUGUAUAAUUUUUUUUUUAUUGUGUUCACAUUCCUAUUAAAACCAGACAUGACCACAGAGACCUGGUGAUGAAAGCCAUUAAAUAUUAACCCUGCUUUCAAAAGUGACCUUUGCAGGCCAAACACGCCAUGCAGCCACAGUCAAGCUUGCUAUAUUCAAAUGACAAACCCCGUCUUCCACCAAACAGCGCUCUUGCUUUCUGUUUCCCUCUCUCUCCCGGCUGCACGAGCCAGGUUAUCUUUAGUGCACAUUGAAUAUUUAUACAGCAGGUGGCUGGGGAGUCGGUCACUGAUCUCUAAGGUGACUUGCUGAGCCUCUGUGGGGGGUGCUGGUGCACUGAUGGGGUUGGACUGGGAUGAAGUCACAUGGGACAUAUUGUCUCCUCAGUGUGUCCUUUUAUUCCACUUAGGCAAAGGAUUAUGUUUUAUCAUUGGAUGCCGAUGCUAUAACACAAGCUCUGAGGAGAGAAGUCAAUGAGCUGUUAAAGAGAGGCCGCUGAUGUCCAAAUAUCUCUUGAUGAGUUUCCAAAAAACCUCAAACUCUUAUCACUAAAAUCAGAAGCAGAGUCCUGAAAUUAAAGACACACUGUUUGUACAAACUGACUGUCAAAGCUGCACAGAAUAAACACAGCUUCAGAGAAAUUUCUUGUGACCAGACAGAAAAAUAUCCUGUGUUAAUGGAGCCACUGCAGGUCUAUGAAUGUCAACCUGAGUCUGACUCCAAGAGCGAAGAAAACUUUGAUAUGACACAUAUUAAAGAGUACACCUUUACAGCAGAAUGAGGGUCCUUGUCCACUUACAGGUGUUAAAGUACCAAUCAGCAUCUGUUUUUUUUUUUCAGGAACACCACUACAUUCCUUACUGUCACCUCUCUAUCAAUGACCAAACAAGAUAAAGAAGAGAAAAGACUUUUGGUAUUGACUUUUCAAACCUGGACCAAGUUUCCAUCAGCUGCUUAUCAGUUUCUGUGUUUUAGACCAACACAGGCAGGUGCCAUGUUGGAAAUGCUGUCUUAACUCAACUUUCACAUGGACGCUAGCAGAGAGGUGUUACUGAGGCAGGCUUAAAGCCUCCUGGGAAACAGGUGGAGGUCACUAUGAAGAGAAACUACUCCUGUUUAAGCUGAUACAGUGUCCCGGUCAGGAACAAGUGCUGGGCUCUGAUUGUUUAUUCCUAAUAGCUGUGAAACGUCAUCGUCUGUCGGGUUAGGGUUAGGAUUAGGAUAAGGGUUAGGGUCAGGAGAUUCAGAAGUGCGAUAAUGUUCUGUAAUGUUCUGUUCUAUGUACAGAGCCGACAGCCCGUGUUUGGCUUGAGCGUGUGAUGACGUUUCCAUCUUUUCUAGCCAAUCAGAGGCGAAGGAGGCGGGACCUUCCUCUGCUGUCCUCCAAAAAAAAUAUCACGUCCUGGUCUUGAGAUGCAAACACAGUUUCUCUAUGAAUAAAAGCAAAUAUGAAGAGUACUGAACAUUUUACAACUUAACAUUCACUAUGAAGAAAAGAAGAAAUGCACAGUAAGCGCUAUAAAAUAAGGUUGUGGGCACAGGCCCUUACACAUGGUCAUAGUACAGAUAACGGUUUUAGUUGAUUUGUUUUAGCAACGGGUGCUACUGUAUCACAGAGAAUAUAUUCAUGUCUAACAUAGGCUCUACUUGUAACAACAGAAAAAUUAUUCUUAUAGAUUUCAAGAACAGAUCGACAACAGUUCAAGGCUAAAGUCCUUUGGUUUGUUCUCCUGAAAUAAAAGAUUUAGGGGUAAAGGAUAGUCAGACUUUGUUUGUUUUGUGGGGGUUUGAUGUUCAGCUAAUCUGCUUGUGUUCUGAGAUUGAAUUCAGCCUCACAGUUCUGGUCAAUUAAAACUUAAUUAAAGAAAAUACAGUCCACUUGCCACGACAGCUUUUAAGAGUAUUUAAAGCUUUUUAUAGAGAUACCUUGAUGAGGAUGAUAUUUUCAGGCCUUGCUAUGGAAUAUAAAUUUCACAUUUUAAAGCCAGGCAAUGUCACAGCUCAUAUAUUAACUGCGUUCAUAAUUCGAGUGAGCAAAGUUUUUAAUGAGGCUGUGGCUGUCAGAGCGCAAAUUUCCAUCAGAGGUGAUUUCUUCUUAAAUGCAUUAGCAGCCAAUAAAAAGUAAUAACUCAGACUCGUACCUGAGAGUAAGCAGCAAACACAUAAUCUUCUGAUGCAGCUGUGAAUGUUUUGUGUUGCAUUCUCUAAACAGAAUUGCACCACAUCAGAAGUAAGCAACUGAAGUAAACUUUUUUGGACCACAGCUGCACAGUUUGUAAGAAAGUGUCCAAUAAUAAAUUAGCGUUUCUCGAGCAGCGUGGAGAAACUUUCUGGGCACUGGCAUUUCAUUGUUGUAGCCGCAAAGCUGUCCCCGAACUGAAUGUGUGAGAUAAGUGCUUUGGAGCACAAACAAACUGAAACAAAAGAACAUGAGGUGGAGAUUGGUUCAGUAAGUAAGAGAGGGGGAGGAAGCACUUCUGGCGUCCAAGGGCAUCAUAAACCCCGGCAUGUGUCUGCACAACAAUGCCAACAGGGGCGCAAAUUCUCCACACACAGGAAAUCGAUUUCACACACAGAGAGGAGGACUUGGAGAGAGGCGUAUCAGAGAGACACUGAAAUACUGCCUCUUCUGUUAUUGGAUUUGGAGCCCAGUUUUUCUGAUUUUUUCUUCUUUUCUGUGCGCAGCAUCUGCAGGCUGGGGGAUCCAGUCAAGUGAGGCUUCCAAGAGGCAGACUGAGAACCUGUGGCAGAGGAAAAGAGAGGAGAGAAGAAAAGAGAUUGUUCUGGGGUUUACUUCAGAAUCAAAUUCAUAAGUGUUUGAAAAUGAUAACACAAAACUUUAUUUGGUACAGCCUAAAAUAAUGUUCACAAACUUCAUAAUCUCCAAGCUUUUAUAUUACACUUAUAGGACAAGUAUGAAAUAUGAAUAAGACUUGUCGUUAUAUACUGUGUUGUAGAAAAGAUUAAAAAGCUGUGAACUAGUGUGAGAUGAGCCAAAUUUAUCUGUAUAUAGAACAUAUACUGUAGCCCAUUAUUUCCUGUGAAAACAAGUGGAGACAUACUGUGAGGGCAGGAAAGAGCAGCAUACAGCUCAUAAAUAUCUGAGACCAGAAAGAGCAGUGAAAUGGACUCAAAGAUAGUAGCUUUUUGUAUGUUUUCUCAUAUUUCUGAAUAAGGAUCAAAGCUUUAUAUAAGCAGUCUUUUAUGGCUUUUCAACAGACUGUAGACACGCUUCCUUAUUUUGCCUGACAACCUUUUAGUGAUUGAUUUUGAGGUGCAUCUAGCACAUUAAAGAUCAGUGAAAGACCUGUCAGAAUAUGACAGCAAUGUCAGUGAUACCCAAGGCCACUUUUAGGUCAAAAGACACUGAGCACAUACUGAAGCCAUUUUAGAGGGAUUGUGGUACAACCAAGAUCUUAACAAGAUUGAAAAUGCUAUUAAAAAAUUAAGUAACGUCCUGUAAAGUAAAAACAGUUUUGAUGUUUGUUAUAAGAUGAAGUAUGCAAAGAAUUUAUCACACAAAAAUAAAAGCUGGUGAUGAGGAGGAAUGUAUUUACCAGCAAUGCUGCAAGAUACUGUAUAAGCACAAGCAAACAUCCUUUCAUACAGGUUCAGUCUGCGGUGAGAUGAAGUGGUAAUAUAACACUCAUCAGUAUUCUGCACAAACAAGCUUAAAGGGACUCUGAGUGGCUCGUGACAAUGCCUCAAGAGUCCUUCUCAUCGAGAGAUCCAAACAAUGUGUGCUCGUGUGAUGUUUGUAGUUUCACAAGACACUAGUCUCCAAGAUGCUCUAAGAAAUCCUUCUACCCAAAUUAUUUUGGGUGUGUCUGACAUCAGAUACAGUCCUAUAUAUGUUACUAACUCUGGCUUGAUGACACAGUGAAUGUGACCUCUUUUAAGACAACAUAUUUUAAUCAGGUUUUUAUUGUUCUUUUGUAGACUAUUUAUUCUGAGUAUAACUUAAUUUUUAAUCUAGACCUUGAGUUUGCAACAAUAAUUUGAACUGAGAUGAGUAGUGUAAUAUAAAGGUAAACUAUAAUAAGAAAUCAUUGUCAUUCUAACUACAAGCUACUGAAAAUGUAUGAGGUAUAAAUGCAGCAGUAAUUGCAGAGAUGCCUGAGAUGGUUUCGGUUCCGUUGGUGUUUGUGUUUUGAGGAACUUGUUGUCAUGAAAGCUGUGACUGUUGGCUCCACACUGCUGACUGCAGCCAAGUCUCUCCUUGAUAUAAUUGCAUUCAAAGCAUGUGAUAGUAGUGACACGCCCCCUAGUGUUUAAUGCGUGUCAGCCUCCUGGAGUUUAAUAACCUUGCUCUGCGUCCGGGAGCAUCUCUGAAGGAAUGUGGAUGCAGAUUUGGAUGUACUCCUCCUCCUCAUCCUCUUCUUCCUCUUCCUCCUCUUGUUGCUAAUUGUUGCUGCAGCCCCAGGGGGGUCUCUCGCAUGUUGAUCAGGGCUCACCCCGCACUCUUCUUAUCUCUGUCCGCUCGGACCCGCAAUGACAAGUACCGAGGGUGUAAAGGAGAGUGAAGACCAGCCCUGCGUCAGGCUGGAGCCCGGGAAGAGCACGCACUUGCCGGGCAAAGGGACGCCGAAAGGUGGCAGCUGUGCGGGCUUCACGGACAGCAGCCCUAAAGUGACGGCCAACGGGGUGCACGACAUCGAGGACCGGAUUCUGAGGAUCACCGGCUACUACGGCUACAACCCGGGCUACUCCAGCCACAGAAGUGAGUCAAAACAAAAACUGUCGGAUCUUGAGAUGCAACAAUUUCAUGCCUUUUUAGCAGGUGAGACGCUUAUGAGAUUGUUUUGAUGGGGGGAAAUGGGUGAAAAUGAUAAUUGACUGCACACACAAAGAAAAACGCAGUGCCAGUGGUGAGUGAAAGAAGAGACAAUGCAUGCAUCAAAUGUCAUUGCAAAUUAGUUUUCAUUUUAAUUAGGCUAUUGCAAAAUCUAAUCAUGCAAACUCAGCUAAACAGUUUUCAAUUCAGGCUAUUAUAAAGAAGCAUGGUGUCAAUCAAUGCUAAUAUCAUCUGGAGGCAGUGUGAUGUGCUGGACCUUCUAUUCAUCUGUAGGACACAACACGACAGAGAGAGAGAGAGUCAUGGGGGGUUGGGUUGUGGGGGGGUCUGACACCAUCAGGUUUUGUAAUUGCACAGCAAAGUGUCAUGGUGCAAAUGAUGCCUCCGUUUUCUAACUCACAUCCAAAGUAAACUGUUUACACUGCCACUAAAUGUUGCCCAUGUUGGUGAACUCUGCAAACAAUCACUUGUAUGUUGGCAUCAUAUUGAAUUCCAAAUGUUUAAUUACCACAAUCAAUUACCCCCAAAUGGCAAACACAGCAGCUCUUCCUGUGAUGCAUGUGAAUAUUGCCCACUAUCUCCAGAAUCCAGCAGCGCUUCUUCAAUAGUCCUCUAUAAUUUUCAUUUGUCACCGUGGGUUUGAUUUGUAGAGCAAUAUAGAGUUUUGCUGACACAGAAACAAUUGCUGGGAUUGGAGGGGAGAGCUGAUAAUGCACUUUGCUCAGAGGGUUGAUCUUAAAAAUCUGGCCCUCCAGUUAUGUAAAAGUGUUGUCAGUGGGAUUAUAGCAGCAGAAAAGGAACAGCCAUUGUUAGACUCCGCACGCAGCCCAAUUAGAGUGUUUUUACAAACUGCUGUAUGGUAAUGAAGGAAGGUGAGUAGAGCAGGUUGCACAAGGUUUGUAGUCAAAGAUUUCCUAUGAAAGGUAGUGAGAAGCUCGUGCUUUCUUGAACAAAUCCUCAGAAAAGUGAUUCAUCGUGUACUUGAGAGAGUUUGGAUGCUGAUGCACUUCAUCCUAAAUGAAUCAGACUUGUCACGUAAGCUCCCAUGCUUUUCCCUCUGGCUCUUACGUAAAAGCUAAACUACAAAUUCAUGACAUCUAAAGGAGAGAUGCUCCUCAAAUGUGAUGACGUUGUUCUAAAAGAAAAAAAAUCUACUACUUUUUCCCGGGUCAUGAAGUAUUACUGUGACAAACUCGCUUCAAGUCUCAGAGGAAAUGUGUGUGUAUGCAGAUUUACACUCCGACACACUCGGUUUAGAUGAGCUGAGAGCACCUCCAUGGGUUUUUUUAGAAAGAGGCAGAGAAAAGGAAAUGAGUCUGUCUCACAGUAAGUAGCUCGUGUUUAUCAGGGAUGUCAGCCGCAGUCGAUUAACCAUGAAUGUAAUCGCACGAUUUUCACUUGAGAAUACAUCUACAUGUCCAGAUUAAUCCACUGUUUGAAAAUCUUAUUAACAACAGACACCCAGAACUUUAAAUUGAACUAACACUGAAUAACUAAACAGCUGAAGGGCCUCUAAAAAAAAAAAAGGGUGAAUCGUGCAAGAAAUAGAAGAUUCCUUGGCUCUGGUACAAAAUUGGAUUUUCAUGUGUUCAGAUGUGCUUUACACAUGUCCUUAUCUAGAGGAAGUAGGUAAGUAGGGAUCGUGUACAGUGCUAAGCCACUAAGACCUCUUAUGUAGGUAUCAAGGAUGCACUAAUAAUAUAUAUACUUCCCCUGUUGAUGGAUACAACCUGUCUGCAAAUGAUUUGGCACAUUGAUUGCAUUAACCAAUGAUGCUGGGUAUUUCCCAUGAUAGGAUACGCAUUAUGUCACAGAAGCCAUUAGACAAUACAGAACACUACACACAUUGAUUUUGGAUAAUGACCAAUGUCCUGCAGGGAAUUUACUGUUGUUCAGUAUUGUUGUUAGUAAAGACUUGUUUUUAAAGAUCCAACAAGAGGUUCUCAGUGUAAACUAAGAUACUCGAUGUAUAAUCACUAAGCUUUCAUCAAAUGAAAACGGAUUAUAUUAAAUUGUUAUCAAGAUGGUAUCCUCUCAUGUAGAUGGAGGUUUGUUGUGUUGCUGCAGCAUUUUACUCUGUUUUAGCUGCAUGACUCAUGAAUGACUCCCCGCUUCCUGUGUUUGCAAAAGCCCAAAUGCCCCCAUCGCUUCACUUUUUUUUGCAUUUUCGCUGGCUGAGGUUAGAGUUCCUUCUUCAUGCUUGUUCUUUUUGAUUUGUUAUGUCAAUAGCAUCAUGUGCUUUGGCCUUCACUGGCUUUAUUUUGGAGGAUGUGCCCUCCUUGUGUGCACCUUACAUAUACAAGCACUACACUUUUGAACACAGCCCUGGUAGUUGAUCUAUUACAUCACACCUAUCCAGUGAUGGCAAAGUAAGCCUGAUGUUAUUGCCCACAAAAAUGACUUCCCAUUAGUUUAGUGAUAAUUCAUUAUCUGAAGUUUAUUUUACUGCUUUUAAACACUUAUUUUUAUGCAUUUCAUUACUCCUGGAUCAGACCAGGUAGUUCUAAAACAGACUAGAACUGACAGCGACUGGUGCCUCUGCUUCUGAGUUUGUGAUUGAUUAGUAUCAAAGAGGCUUUUGAAGCUGUUAUUUUAUUCAAGAGGCUGGUUUUCAUCUUUGUACAAUUUGAUUUGCACUUACUCAAACAGAACAUAACCAUGCUUGCUAAUGUGUUUUUAAGGAAGAUAAAUUUGGGACCCAGGCCCAGAAAAUGGAAUUAAUAUUAAUAAAAGUGAGCAAAGAGCAAAAACAUCAGAUAAGAAAAAACAGCUGCAUCGGGACCAGCUGUUGGCUUAAUUGUCGUUGUUUAUCAUUCAAUUGGAAUCGAACCAAGCUCUUAAUUUGCUGCAGAUAUUAGCAGCCAUAUGCUGAGACGAUUUAAUUCACUAUAGGCAGAACAUUUAUUUACGCUCCCAGAUUAUUUUCACAGGUUUGAAUAGUGGUCACAAAAUCUGACAUGGGACAGGCAGAAAAAUUUGGUGUAACUCAAAUGGUUUACCUCUUUACAUGAUAAUAUAAAUAUAUGUGAACAAAGCACACAACUAUAUUGCCUGAGUCAAAAUUUAGAUACUCAAAUAUUACUCCAACACAAGAGAAAGCUGUAGUGCAGGAGAACCUGCUUUAAAAAAAUACAGAAGUACUCAAACUAUUUUUCAGAUACAGAGGAAACGUUUUAACAGUCUGAAUUAUUCUUCAUUUUAGAAACCACAAUCAUGGGCUUUGGAAGUCAUGGGUGCUCAGGUCAUAACCGUCAUCUUUUCUAUCCCAUACCAAUCAUAACCAACAUGAAAUAAACUGUUCAAUCUGAGUGACAUUUUCAUAUGAUGCAGGUACAGCAACACCAUUUAGACACACCACACACAGAACCACACAAACACUGCUAAUUGUUUUUGAAAGAAAGAAAAUUCACCUGCUGACUUCAGAGCAAAGAAUUCAUAGAAGUGUAGAGUAGUCUAAGUUAAAGUAUUGGUCUUUUAAAUGUAGUGGAGUGAAAGCAAGUUUUCCCUGAAAGCAACCCUCAAGUAAAGUACAGAUACUCCAAAAAUGUACUUGUGUACUUCUCAAAUUAAGGUCCACCACUCUUUGCAGCAGGCCUUUGUUUGUCCUGACUCUUAUAGUGUACACUGUAAGAGAAGAAAAUGAAAGAUGGGAUGUCAUCUGUGAUGUAAUUUCAGGUAUAAGGAGCAGGUGUGGACUGUAAUAACAUCCAUAGCAAUCCUGUAUACCAGAGAAUCAGCGACUGGAGGGGUUAUUUGAUUCGAGAGCCAUUUCCCAUUUCUCUGAUGAAAUAUGCCAUCUGUAGCCUCGUGUUUCUCCUUCCAUCCAUCAACUGAUUAUUGUGCAUGCCAGAGUCAACAGAAGGUAUUCCUCAGGGCAGCGUACUUGUCACCAUAUUUCUUGCUUGCACAGCUAUUAAACAUGCUGGUGCUGUUGCUGUCACUGUGAGGGAGUCUGACUUAGCUGCUCAUGUGCACACCAAAUCCUCCUUGUUACUUCUUAGAAAUAUGAAAGAGAAAAGUCAUUAUGUUUUAAUCCCUGGACUCAUUCAUCAGGUUUGUUUUCAGUGUUUUGUUUACACUUUUUUUUUUUUUUUUUUUUGGGUGAAGAGUCACAUGUCCCGCAAUCUGUUGAUUUUCCAUGAUGGGUAAGACAAAGCAGCACAUAAAAAGAACAGAGGGCUUUUCAUGCCAAGCCUAUGGGGUAAUGAUAUAUUUAGUAAGAUUUUGAUGCCAGCUUAUUAUUGCCACCUGCCAUCUGUGUUGUAUUGGAAGAUGCCUCAGAGGGGGAUUUUGGACUACAUUUGGUGACAGGGUCUUGGCUGUGAAGAAUGCAGCGUGAUUGUGAUAUAUUAUGUGCUGUAAUGAUCUGUAAAACAUAAAUGCUUUUCUUACAAAGAUUAUAUUCUACCCCUACAUUUCAAUCAUGACUUUUCAAACGUGGGGUGAUUAGUUUGCUUUCAACUCCAUCACUUUAAUGUAAAGUCAACUGUGGCUGAUGCAAACCUGCAAUCAACAGGCAAAGAUUAUGAUUUUAAGUUUCAUCUGUAAUUCCUGCAAACAUUUAUGGUUGUGGUAUUGUCUCUCUCUCUCGCCCUAAAAAAUUUAAUAAAAGUGCCAGAUGAUUCUUUAACUGAGCUAAAGCACACAGAUGUGCCCAACAAGGAAGCCCAAGUAAGCAUAGCCCCUCUAAUCUGAUUGCCUAUUCCGAGUGCAUUCCCAAAUUCCUCACGGCUGCCCCAUUUACACAUGCACUGCUCUCCUGAAAAAUUCCCAACAUUACCCAGGGGAAGAGCAUGUUAAAGAUGACAGACCAAGUUUUCACCCUUUUGCAACUUUUUCUUGUACAGGCUGUGCAGAUGUCUGAACACAGAAGGUGACAUGGUGGAAAGAAAGUAGUCCGGGAGUUUAUUAUCAACCUUUAUCCUUUCAUAUGAGAGUGAGACUAAGGGUUAUGUCUAGGCAACCUUGGUCUUUUCUAACUUUUUGAACCAGAAUGACACAAAAAACAUGACUAGCUGUUUCUCUCAUUACUUAUUGAUUAAGUUAUAACUAUGUACCUGUUGUUUGGUUAAUACUGGAAAUUUGUGGUCUUUCACAUAAUCCAUCCUUGUGUUUUUGCUAAUGAUGCGGCAUUUUGUUGCAGUCCAAACUAAGAUAAAGCAGAAUUACAUUGCCAGCAUCCAGCAGCAUAAAACUUUUAAGACAACAGUACUCCUUAAUUAAUGCAUUCAACAUCAGGCUUAACUAGUUGAUUUUAACAUAAGUCCUGCCUCAGCGGCAGAUGCCAGAUGUACACCCACAAAUUUAAGUUUAUAGCUGGUUUAGGUUAGGGAUGCACAGAUCCAGUCCUGAUACUGACCAGAAAAACUAGAUCAGAUAUCAGUGACAAAGGGCUGAUCCAGGAGGCUGAUCCUUAGGCCAGACCUUUUAAACUCAGGUCUAUGCUCUUCUGUGUUUACAACAGCCAUAUCCAUGCACUAUGUCAUCACCACCAGUCCUCUACAUUUUGCCUGAUAGAGCCAAUGUUGCAUGGAGGCAGCUAACUAAAGAGGUUUGGAGAUUUGCUUGGUUCAUCAUCAAUAAUGAUGUUUACUGGCAGUAUGCAGAGCUCAUGUUUGGAGUGAUGGCGGUGGCAUAGCUUUAGUAAACAGAAGCUGAAACAAAGCAGUUAAUGUUGCCUGCUGUAGGCGACGCAAAGAUGCCAGAAACUUCCCAGUAAUAUUUUGAAAGUGUGGAAAAUAACAGAGGAGAUUAGUGGACAAACUGUUCUGGAUGAAAAGACAGUCGAACAGUUUGACUUUUUUCCCUCUUUUCUGUAAUAGUAAGAUCAACAUCUUUUAUCAAUGAUUUCAGUGUUACUCAUCACUUUUUGCCUCUGUGUCUGAUAACAUGCAGAGAAAGUGAUCCUACAGUACAUCCCCUCUGUUGAGAUACCAGUAUGUUUUUGCCAUUUCAGAUCGCACUGUUUUUGUUUACUUCUCCACUCUAUUUUGAUUUUUUUCAAUGAAAGAAGCACAUUUUUGAUUUCUACAUGCCCUCCAGUGCCUACAUCAAUAUCCCAGUUGGACCACCACAGUCAAAUAGACUGAAUGUGCCCUAACUGAAGCAGCAGAAGUCAACAUAAUCCAGGCAGAAGAAUACUUAAACAGCUUUAAGUCUUACUCUUACUGUCACUUGUGUAUUUCAUUGGAGAAUUAUCCCUUGCCACAGCUCAUAGGCUUCAGCUUAGAAGUCUCUUGUAGAAUUAUUCAGGUAAUAGAUGCAAAGGGCCUGCAUAGACAUAAAAUCCCCAUUUGUUCAAUGAAACUGGGCAUAACUGCCUGGUGAAAGGCAGUUAGCUCUGGUGGAGCAUUGUACAGAAUUUGACUUCACGUCACAAAAUGAAAGGUCCACAUUUUCUUACAGCAGCCAGCUGGCUCUUUCUGGAACACAUAACAAAGGUAAGUGCAGUAAAUGCCUCCUCAGCAUCUCCCAGAAAACUAUCACAAUAAUUUGCUGUGCACCUUGUAAAUUUGAGAAAAGGGCAGGCGUGUUCCCCCAACAGCGCUAAAAAGGUACACUAAAGGUAAAGUGACAGACAGGUACUUGUAGAGGCAGUCCCACUAAGAAAUGUUCCUGUGUUUAUUUCACCACUGCCAUCACAACAAGACAACAGCACAUACACACGCACACUGGCAUUCAGAGAGAAUUAUGAAGGAAAGGCAUUGCAAAAGCAACAAUUUAUCUCAAUGGGAUUUAUUUUUAUGUGCACUUCAGUCUAAAGAAAGAGUCUGAAAGGAUACACAAAGAAAAUAGACAUGCUCCUGAGUCCAUUCAUGCUUGUUGAGAUUGGUUGUUCACUUUGCAUUCUUGAAACCAUCGCUGCGCAGUGUUAACAGCAGGUUGAAUCUACUUUUUCUCCUCAAACAUUCUGUAUGUGCAUGCACUUAUUUUUGACUGUCCCAUUCCCAUGCCUGCACACUCAGUGCUAUUUAUAACCCGACUCUCUUCGAAUGGGAUAUGAGCUUUGCCUGAAUGACUACUAAAGUGCUGCUAGGCUCACAUGCUCCUGGGAAUGAGCAAAAGCAGCCCUCAAGUAAUGGGUGCAAUAUUUCUCCAAAAGCAGGGAAAGAACUGCUGACCUGUACUCAUGCUACAGUGCUUUUGGUCAAAUGUGAACACACUGAGAGUCAGAAGGCCAAAUAUUUUGGCUGUCUCCAGCAGUUCACGUCACAGUUGAGAUGUUUUAUACCUCAAAGAGUUUUCUGUGAUGGAAAAAAAUAGCACUACAUAACAGAAGACCACAACAUGUGAGGGGUUUGUAAUAGCCUUUUCAUCAUGUUUGGGCUAUCAGUUAUCUUGUCAACAGCCUCAUACUGCCCUCUUGUGGCUUGCAAACCCUACAACAACAUUAAAGAGACCCUCCACAUCCUGAGAAAAUGAGACAUCUAAUGUGUAUGUCCUAGAUUAAAAUUAGUGUGAGAACAUUGUUAAAAGUAGGAUUCAAUCUUGAGAUCAUGUUGCAUAAAGUGUCAUUUAAUAACUGCUGUUCCUUUAGAACCAUAUUUUAUCUAAUUUACAUCAAAAAUUGUAUUCGUUCCCCUUAACAUGCAGUGGUGUAAUGCUGCUCAUAUUGCAUGUUCCUAUUUGCAGUAGCUUUCAUACAUGUGUCCCUGAGGUUUCUGCUGCCUCUGCCUCACAUUAACCGUGGUGUCAGGAGUUAUAUUUAUAGUGCACAAAGCAUUAAAUGAAAAACACAGUUGUAAUAACUCAAACACAUGACUUGGCUAAAAUUUCAACUUGCAAAAAAAAUGAAAUACACUGACUCAGCCUCAAGUCUCAGGUUGCCAGUGAGUAAGUUUAGUCUUUACAGAAUUUUUACCACUGUAGUUUGAUAACAAAACUGCUUUCAGCCAAGACAGGUCAUGAAUUUUUACAGCAGCCAGUGUCAGCUUGCUUUUAUAGUGUUGUCUUUUGUGUUGCUCUUACUGAUAAACCCGGGGUAUUGAUUGAUUGAUUGAUUGAUACAUUUACUGUGUAGAGCUCAUAAAGAUGCUGUUAGUUUGAGCAUGAGUAUUAAACCACAGCCUCACCAGUACAUCAUGUGAACAAUGGCACAGUCGCUCCAGUUCAUGCAGGUCAGAAUCUCUGUGGAUCCAUAAUAUAAAAAUAUUUUGCACCUAUUACUUGGUAAGUGUGCUUUCCCCGAGGCCCUAACAGGCUUAUUCAGCUAUGCUCUCUCCAAUAAAGUCUUUGACACUGAAGUAAUCUGCACACUUUGCUGUGAGGAGUUUUCAUCAGGAAUAGUUCCCUACAGAGGAAGAGGACUGUCUAUACUGUAACAUGUGAAUGAAAGACAUACUGGUGUGGAGAUCUUGAAGAACCACGAUUGAAAAUCUUUCUUACUGGACUGGUGGCAGAGAAAUGAAGUGAAAGAUGUAUGAAAGUCUAACUCCAUCAAUCUUUAAAUACAUGCCUGACAAAACAGACUGUUUAACAUUUUAGGAAGUCCUUACUUAGGAUGUCAUGGUCUGUCCAUAUACCUGUAAUGCAACCCAUCACCACUAGAUGUCCUCAUCCUCAAAUAUUACUACACUUAGUAAAGUUGAUUAUUUGGGAGCAGAUCAAAUCUCCAGAAGUAGAGUAAGAGUUAUGAGCCUUGAGCUAAAAUCAUCUGCAGAGAUCAUACUUUUCUUCAUCUGUGUCUCUCUUUCUCCAUCUUCACUCCUCAUCCUCUCUGACAUGUGAUGAGUAACAGAGAGGGGCCAAAGACAAAGGCGCCUGUACCAGAAAACUGAGGAGCAUUGGUUCAUCUAAAUGACAAAGGCGCCUCAAUCAGCUGAGUGCGUCAGUAAACCACAGACCCUCUGUUGCUAUGGAGGUGGAGGGACAGGAUGUUACACCAUUUACAGCUUUGAUGUUGGGUGUUAGAGUACUGUUGUAGGAUGAUACUGAGUUUGGAUGCCAUGAUGUUUGAUUAUUGAGGAAACAUUCUUUCAUUUAAAAUGUUUUCUGACAAAAAAAAUGCAUUCAGCUGUUUUUAAGUCUUCAGAACUUUUCACUUCCUAAGGCUGUACUGUGGGAAUUGUAAACAAAGGCUAUCAAAGCAGCAUGCUGGUAAUCACUUUGACACCCACCCCACAGCAGCGGUUUCACUCAUUAGAAAUUAUCAUGAAGGAAAAUCUAUCUGAGCUUAUGGCCUGAUUUGCACUGUAAAUCAAAACUUCAUACAGCUUCUCUAGUUCAAAAACAGCUUAAAAACAAAAAACCUCACAGGAGCUUUAAGUUGAGUAAAAUUCAAAUGCACAUAUAAUAGCACAUUUAAAAACCAUCCUCAAGUGAACCAAAGUGCCGUUCAAGCCUAAAAGCAUACAAUCAAAAAGCAAAUAUGGGUUCAAAAGACACUAAACCACAAUAACUAAUGACAGACACAACAAAAGUUAACACUGGAUCGCCGGCGCCCCCACGUGACACCAUCAGUAUAGUUCACAAUAUCUCAGGAACUAAACUGUGUUUCUCUAUGGAGUAUAAAUGUGUUCGAAAACUUACCCUUUUGCCAAUCUAUUGAGGGUUUCCAGGCAUUUCUAAACCUGACACAUGGUUAACAAUCCAGCGGCAAAAACAGGUGUUUGAUCUGAGACUUUUGACUGUAAUUUUAUUGUUGUGAUAAAAAAAAAUUACUAUCACUCAAUCAUCACUUAUGGACUUAGUUUUUUUGGUUGACUUUUAUGGUGCUAAAUCUACUUUUACUUUCACUUUACAUAAUCUUAGCACUCUUUAAAAAACGAACAACUGAGGUCGUCUUUAAAAAUAAAUAUGUGUAUAUAUUUGUUAUGCUUGAAAGUAUAGAGCUGCUACACAGAUUUUUCAAAAAAAAUAAAAAAUAAAUAAAUCAGCCAGACCAAAAAUAUCAAAAUAUAGCCUGGAGUUCUAAGGGUUAAGUAGAAAAGCAGAAAUGGAAGUUAAAAUGACUUUUUAAAGCCAUAAGUUGUGGUACUGUUAAAGUUUAGUGUUACAGAGCUACAUGCAGGUUCUGGUAUUGGAUGUGCUUCAUAGUUUUGGUCUUUUUAACUGUUAACUGUCACUGUCAAGUAAAUUUGAUGAAUAGCUUUGAAAUUGUGACAUAUUAACCUCGAUCCUAACAUGAAAACAAAGAAAGGAUGAAUAGCUUUUAAUCCUUAGAGCCCUUUAAAUUGAACCGAGGCCUCCCGCAGUGCCCCAGCUCCAGGUUUUCUCUUAAUCUGAUAGUGAUUAGCAUCCUGCACUCUGCUGACUGGACCGUUUCUCUCUUCCCUCUCUCUCUGUCUAGCUGUUGGCUCCACUCAUCAGCAGAGCUAUUUUUAAGUUUAACCCUCAUUGCCUCAGGGGGAUCCAUACCCCUCCUUCCCCCCAGGCUCAUCCCCUACUUACACCUGACCACACAUUUGCUUCAGUCUUGCUUGCAUCACACACUUAAUGCGCCAACAUUUUAAUCAAGCCUCGACCUCCUUACGUCACUUAAUGCAUUUGCAUUAGUGUUGCACCUCUUCAGUCCCACUGGAGGAUGAUGGAAGUGUGCUCAGACAGAGGCACUGUCCCGAGAAGAGUAACAGAGUGUUGCCUUUUCAAAGCAUCUCCCCAGUAUUGAAUUCUGCAUUCAAACAAACAUAUUAGCGUGGUGUUACUGGAACGUGGCCCUCCAUUUUUCCAUUGCAACCAACAGCCAAACAAUCACUGUGCUGACGCUCUCUUCCUGAAGAAUGCUCAGAGAAGAGCUCUGAUCUGCUAUGCCGUCUGUAUGCGUGCCAGAACCUUGGCUGAUGAGCCCUGGAGAGUAGAGACAACAAUGAGGUAGGGGGGGGCUCAGAGUGAGAAUGAUAUAAUGACAGAGAUGCUAGAGGAAACAGGACUGCAACAAAGCACAACUGUAGGUUUAUCAAGAGCUGUAAAGAGAAAAUUCAGAGCCACAUUGUGUGUUUACUUCCCCUGUGUUCUCUGACUAAGUUUGUCGUGCAUGUUGUGUUCCUGGCUUGGCUCGUAUUGAUCUUACAGUGGGAGGAUAAGCAUAGCAAAGCACAGGUUAUAUUAAGAUUAUAUUACAGGCUGCAUGGCCUUGUGCGUCUGACUGCAUACACUCAACACUGCUGUGCUGUUUAUAUAAAGGCUCAAACAAUAUUUUAUUCCAUUAAUUCCUCACAAAGACAAACCACAAGUGGAGAUAGGAUGGCCGGAGAUGGAAACUCCUGACUCACGUGGCCCAGGCUGACCCACCUCCGCUCCUCAUUGGCUGCUGAUGAGAGGGUUUCCCUUUGACUGUGCAACAGUGAUGGAAAAAAAAACCCAAAAUCUUAUUAAAGCAGUAUCAUCACGAUGUUAAUAUUUCAUGUGAAACACUCCAUUGAGUGUAAAGGCCCUGCUCAGAGAUGGAUACUAUGAAAGGAUGAUGCAGUACCAACAUAAAGUAUUUACAGUAAGAGUGGGGGGUUAAUAUGAUAAAGAAAAAAACAUGUCUGGGCAGAACCCUGCAGGUCUGUCUGCAUUAGCUGAUGAGCCUUUUCAUUCAUGUUUACAACAGGGUGUCCAUCAGCUAACUAGCAAUGUACCAUCACCGUCAUGUGGGUGAAAAGAGCCCCUGACAUUUAUAACUGGUCUUACUUAGACAUAAUAAUAUGCUCAAACACACUCUCUGAACUCAUGGGCUAAACUCUUCAUGACAGCAGUUAAGAAAGGAUUUAUUGUGACUAAAGAUGUCACGAUACCAGUGUUUUAAACUAUAUUACAAUACCAGUGAAAUGUAGGAAGUUUUAAAAGUACACUUCAGUCUCUGGAUACUGUUAACCAUGGUGCCUUGAGGUUCAUUACAAAUCCAAAGGCCCUGACCCACCGCUGCUGUCUGUAUGCUCGAGUUGGCUGGCCUGCAUUGUCUACCCAUAAUCUAAAUCACAGAUAUAUCCCUAUUUAUAACAUGAUUUUUAACAUGCUUCCCUCUUAUUAAAUAAUUUCAGUAAUAUAAAAAUGCUGGAAGCUACAGACUGCGCUCUGUGACCCCAUCACAAGACUUUAUUUUUGCUUUCUGCCCCCAGAGUGUGUGUUGAAAUAGGGAAAAAAAUGCAUUUUAGGUACACUGCUCAUAAAGUCUGGAAUUUACUGCAAGAAAAAUUGUGUCUAAGAGAGCUGGUCCCUCUUCAGUUUUUUCCAAAGUAGAUUAAAAGUGUUGGAGGAAGAUGCUUCGACUGAUAACUGUCUGCUGAGUGAUUCAAGAUAAGUUGAUAUUUUUUCAAACUAUGUGUUGUCUUUCUGUAAUUUUGUUGGCGCAGGCUGCUGCUACUCUUGGCCUAGACUUUAAAAAGAGAUUUUGAAGCUCAGUGAGGCUUUUCUGGUGAAAUAAGUUUGAAUGAACAAACAAAAAAUGCAUUGGGAUUUGUAUUCAGUUUAUAGCUGCAAAUAUUAGAUGUUCAAGUCAAAAGUAUAUUUAUUUUAAGGUGUUUUGAGCUGGUUUGUACUGGUUGGCCUUCUUGCAGAAAGUCUAUAGUUGUGUCUCUCUAAUGGCUCAAUUAAUAAAUGUUGCAGCAGUGAAAGCAAUAAACAGGGCUCUAUAAAUGAUCUGACACUCAAGGAGUACUGAAGAGCAGGAAAUGGGCCAAGAAGAGAGAAAGUCAUCGGAAGCCAGAGGACAAGAGUAGAUAGAGAGAAAGACAGAGACAGGGAUGGAUGGAGUGAGAGGAUCCUGGUCAGGUAGACAGGAGAUGGGAGAGGAGGACAGGAAAGAGGAGGGGGGAGAAGCUAACACAGCAUAAUUAGCCUGGGCUGCUUGGUUACCUUCCAAACAAAGCUGCUGAUUUGUGGAGCAAAAGAAGAGGAGGGGAGAGGCGAGAGAGACAGAUAGGAGAGAAGAGGAGGAGGGAGGAUGGAGAGAGAGAGAGAGAUGAGGGGAGUGAUUGCACCAUGCCACACACACUUGAAGCUCAGUCUCCCUUGGAGACAGUGGCAGCCCCAGAUCACGGCAUAACAGUGCAACAGUAGGGACUCCACUUCAGCGCACUUUUACUGAGAUAUCUCCACUGAGCUGUGUCACCAUCCAGGCAGACAGACGGAGGGAGCGUCAGACAGAGCAGAGCGCGGGGCAGGACAGAGACGGAGCUGGAGUGCUGGGACGAGGACUAAAGAGUUGACAGAGAUCUGGGAGAGGAAGGAGGAGGAGGAGGAGGCGGGCGAUCAAGAGUGUUAAGAAGAAGCGGAGGAGUCAGGAGUCUGAGGAUGGACAGAGUGAGCAGGAGGAGCUGCUGAGCGUGCAGCCCGGGCACUCUUACACACUCACACACACACUGACACACACACACCUCCCAGGGAAGGACAGUGUGUUGUAGCACCCAGUGGAGGAUGAAGAAGCACUCAGCCCGAGUAGCUCCUCUCAGCUCCUACAGCACUCAGGUCCUGACCUGCCCCAUCUCUGAAGGUAAACUGAAGGAAACAGAGAGGCCCAUUUAAACUGAGAAAUAUAUGUGAGUGAGUUUGUUUGAUGUGUUAGCAUGAGCUCAGUCUUUGGCAGCAUUAGCUCAGAUUGGCUGCUUACAUCUAGGCAGUGCUUUUAUCUAUUUAUGGGACAGCUUUUAUAGGGGGUGAUGUGUUAUUCCCUAUGAUGCUCAAGUUUCAAAAGGAGAAAAUUCUGAUACAGCUUGGUAGAAUCAACUCCUAAUUGAGCUUACUCUACCAGGACUUUCUUGACAGUUUUUCCCUGCUUCGUGUGAAAAAAGAAAAGAUGGCUGUCAGAGCUCAGGUAAUUGUGUGUCAACAGAGGGUGCAGUUGUAGUAGUAGCGUAUUUUUGUGGCAGCACCUCAAGACCAAAAAGUGAAAAGAAGUUCAGUUUCCUGCUAUUUGUUCAUCUCUUCAGCAUUCUACCAAGCUAAAAGCUAAACUUUACCUAAACUCCUCUGUCAGCAUUAACAUGACCAUGUUGUGUUAUCCAGAUUACAUUUCAUAGAGACUUACAGCUCAUUGGCAUAUGGAAAGCGUUCCUGACAUUGCAGACGUGACUGUGAGCCUCAUAUCGGAUCCAGCAGGCGUCUAUUCAUCAAUGUCACUGCAUGCAACGUCAUUGACGAGGAUAAAACACAGGAUGGAUUGAAAUGAGGGAGUCUGAGCAGCAAAGUGCGUCACACAGAGUGGAUAAGCUAUGAGUGGGUCCCAUAUAUCACUGUAAUUUCUCUAAUGAAUUGGCAUGAUACCAACACCUUCAAACUCUCCCCUUGUAAAGUGAUAGAACCACGUAGCAGGAGGGGAAAAAAGAGCAUGUUUCGCUUUAAAUGCACUCUCAAAUUUUAAACAUAUAUACCCAAUCUUACUUUUGUGAAUUCAUGUAUUAAUGGAGAGUAUAUAUAGCAAAUUGAGAAGCCAACUACUGAAUUAUAAUAGCUUGAAUAUAAUCAGUAAGUUCAGUUAAUAUUAGCUCGAUAAGUAGUUUUCCAAUAGGUCCAUAACUUCACUAUACUUCAAAAGGUAUCUUAAGUAUUUCACUGCAGUCCUGAGCUGACAGUCUGAGGGAUUUUUUUCAGGGAUUAUUGUUUUCUCUGCAACUUUUUAGCAGUAAUAUUUGUCAGCAAUAAUACUGUCUGUGAUGAGAAUACAAUCCUGGCCACGAGAGCUCCAUUUAUGAGACAGGGGAAUAGUAGAGUUAUAAUAUUACUGCAUCUUGGCACCAGAUCAGCCUGUAGUGGCUUUUACCUGAGGACAGAAAAACCCGUAUCCAACACCAAAAGCUUCAGGAUUUUGUCUGUGCUCUGAAACAUGAACCAUCCUGCUCGAAGGAUGAGGGGAGACUGCUUCUCUCCUGCAGAAAUUUCAGAUCUCAGUUUUCCAGUCAGCUUCCACCAGGCUCAUUAGGUUGAUUAAGAAUCCACGCUGUGACAGAACGUAAUUAGACCAAAUCCCUUGAUGAUCCUGUGGAAAAAGAAAGUGUAUUAGUGUUGAGCAGUUUGCUUUCAGCGCAAUAUGUAGUUCUGCUCCCAGCUGGGAUAUAGUGUAAGUUCAAAUAUUUUUUAUUUGAGGUUUUUUGAGAGUUUCUUGAAGCUGGAGUCCUAAUCUGAGCUAAAAAAAGAACUGAGUUUGAUCUAAUUUAUGAAGAAUUUUGUAGACUGCUAAACUGUGAGAGGUUUCACCUAAAAUGUGGAGGAUUUUUUCUGUAUUAGAGGGAAACUAUUCAGCAUUGGUGGAGAGAAGCUUAUUUCAUUUAUGCAAAUACUGAAAUGUUAUUGUUACAAGUUUGUUUCCAGUUAAAGCUCUUUUUCACACUGCUGCAGGAGUAUAUUUCUUACUUUAACUUCCGUUAUAUUAACCCAAAGGGAACCCCUAGGUAAAAAAACAACAGGCACUGAAAUAGAAAAUGAAAUCCAUCAGCACAAGGGUACAUCAAGUAGCAGCAGGAAGCUAAAAGUAAGUAAAACCUUUAUUAAACCUCCCAUUAAAAUCAAAAUUUAGACCCUUGUCAGUAAUGUCUCUGCUGCGUCAUCAUCAUAACCCAGUGUUUUGAUGGUGAUGAGUUAUAAAGGGAUUUUUCAUCAUGUUGGACUUUGAAUUCAGUAGUCUGUAUCUUCUGCCUGAGAGCAGGAGCUCAAAUUCACCAAAGAGAGGAUGUCAAGGACAUCAUAAGAUGUCUCAAGCCUUAGCUGUCGCCCUCUUACUGAAGGUGAAAACCACUCAUAUUAUAAAUAAGCUCUCUGUGUGUGAUUUUAAACUAUCUAGUAUUAAAUUCAUGUUGUACUGUACUUCUUCCUCUAACAUAUUUGGCAGUCUGACAAAGUUACUGGCCACUUUGAAGACAAUGACUUCACUUUUUAUGGACAGCUCAUGUUUUGGUUCUGACUGUCUGAGACCCAAAAGAGAAGAAUAUUCUUAAUAUUUUCCAAAAAAAAAUAACACACAUAUGUUAGUUUGUGCCACUAUAGCUCUUCUGUCUUCACCAUCUUCAAUCCCACAACAACCCCUCAGAUUUCUCAUGUCACUCUUUGGAGUCAGUUCGAGCUGCCAAAUUGUGUUUCAAGUCCUUCAAUAAGCUCCCAUAUGAACAUGAAAGAAGUGAAAUAAUACAAACCAGAAUUUAACAUCUGACUAAAUGAUAUAUGAAAACACCCGUGUUGGAGAGGCCUGUUUUCCACACGAGACCAUAUACGCAUGCAUCAAGCUAAUAAUACUUUUACUUUCACCAAGAGGAUGUCAAUUUUCACUUUAUUAAGAUGGUAAAUGCUAGGCCUUUGUUAGAGUGGGUAAUAUUUUACAUGGUGGUGUUGGUACUUUUACUGAAGCUGAAUACUGAUGUGUCUCUUAUCUGUGACUUUUAAGUCACCAGUCUUUCUCCUACAGACACCACUUAGCAUUAAUACUCUUACCUGCUGCCAAUAAUGAUCUCAUGCAUUCAUUAGACUUAUAAAGUAAGUUUGGCUGACUGUCGAGUUCAUUUCUUGAUGAAAGAAGUGGCCCUCCUGAAAAAAAGACACUCAUUAACUCACUUUGUUGGAUGAAGUUCGAUGGCAGAGACAGGGACAUCUUCAGAUAUUACAAAGUGGCAUUUCAACACUCUCAAUUGGCUGCCUCCUGAAAUAUCUUCUGCUGCAAAAACUCCUCACAUCAGGUUCAGUCUACCUUCUUUAAACAUAUUUCACUUCUAUUCCCAUUCUUUAACUCCCUGCUGGGGUCUCCUCACAGACAAACAAAAGACUUUAAGCUCAAAUGUAAUAAUGAACACCCCUGAGAUACUGUAAGGUAGGGGUACUCUAGAUACUACAGGGUUCAAGUGCUUUCAGAGCUCCAGUGUCGGUAGCUAUGGUGGAAACAGCAGAGCUUCACGUGCUGAGGUAGCAAACAUCCAGCAGCACAUGUCAUCUUUUAUUCCUGCCCUGGUGUAAAUUGAUCACACUGUUGAAAGUAAAAGAACCGAUCUGAGCUCUCUCCGGAAACACUCGCCCACACAGCACUUCACAUAUUACACAGCGCAGAACAGGUCCAGGGGCCUUUUACUACCGCAGUCCAUUAAGGCACAGGGCCAGAUCAACAAUGCACCACUGGCUGAAGAUUAAAAAACAAGUAUGUAUGAUUUACCUGUGGGUCAAUCUGUCUGUCCUUCAGCCUCUUAAUCUUGUAUUAAAGAGUUUGAUUAUCAAUCAGUUCCCAUACAGUUCUCAUUUUCAUGGUCCAGUCUUUCCCAAUGGCAGUGUUCUCAAAGCAGUAAUGAACCAACAGUGAAAACCGUUGCUGCCAAGGUUGACAUGACUUUCCAGUGGAAUGUCAUGUGGUUAGGUUUACUCUUGCUUUCUGAGGGUCAGGUUUCUGUGCACAACGGGUACUACAACGGGUGCUCAGUACAUGAUGCAUCAAGAGGUGACAAAGCAACUUCUGACACAUUUUUGACUAAGCCUCGCUUUGUGCAUUAUUGCUGACAGUUGAACAGUGAAAAAGUAAGGUGGUACUUAGCUGAGGACAUGUGGUCGUUAAAAGCUAAUGUGCCGAAACUAGACUAUAGAGACACGAGCUACAUCUAUAUGCUUUGAGAUGAAGUUCGGCCGCUACACGUAAUUUUGAAAAAUGGUUAAAUGCUAACUUUGACAUAGCAACUGAUCAUGCUGACCAUGCUAACAUGAUUAUUUGCUAAAGUUGAGCUGUUUAAAAUGUUGACAAUGUUUAUCAUCUUAAAUUAGAAAAGUAGCUUCCUCACUCCUCAUUAUAAUCUCAGUGACAGUACUUACAAGCUAACGUUAACCAGAUGGAGCCCAUGUCCAAAACUCUACUAUCAGACUAGUCAUGGUUUGUAGUCUAUGGUGUCUAAUGAGGUAGGUCUAAUUUGUAUGAUCUGUAUCCAUUGUACAUUCGAUUAUGAGAUUGACAUCGUAUAUGUGGUUCAUACUGAGAUGACUAUAACGCUGUGUAAGUGACGCUUACGCAUUAACAUUUGUAUAUUGUUGUUAAAUUUGUCUUUGUCUGACCUAUGCUGUCCAUUUUUCUCCCAUUAGGAGAGGAAGGUUCGGACUCUCAUGCAGAAACUCCAGGCAGCGAGACCAGCGAAGAGAGCCGAUCCUUUCAGACAUGUACCAACACAGCUCUGAAGGUGCUGGGUGGUCUGCUGAUGGUUCUGUGCAUCUCCUCCUCCUGGGUCGGCACCACUCAGGUGGUAAAGCUGACCUUCCAGUCUUUCUCCUGUCCCUUCUUCAUCUCCUGGUUCAGCAGCAACUGGAACAUGCUUUUCUUUCCUAUCUACUACGCUGGACAUGCAGUUAUCACACGGGAGAAGCAGACACCCAUACAGAAAUUCAGGUAAACAGACGACAAAAGUAUUUCACAGUCUACUACAAAUGGUGAAAAACUAAAUGAAGGAAAUAGAACAGACACACUAGAUUAUUGUCCUUUGGUGCCUUACUCUAUCAGCACAUCUGUUAUUUUAAUUAAAGUGGAAAUUACCAGGUGUUCCAGUUCAGUCCAACAUCAUAAAAAAGAAAAAUCCUGUUAAAUAGCAGUGUUUUGUGUUCCGCAAAAUAAGUCUAACCUUUUUUAUAGCAAGCUAAGGAAUAAUUUGAAUAAGCAGCACUUUUAGUGGCCCCUAGAGGCCCUGCUGCUCAUUACACUUGGCUCUAAUAGAUUAGAAUCACUCUAUUGCCAUGAGGAAUCAGGCAGCUAAGCAACCAGCAUUUCUGUUCCUACAUUUUUAUGAUCCUCUUGAUAGCAUAGCUGAAAGGCUUACCAAACACAGCCUUCUUUCCAAGGAGUACAUUAGAACAAUAUAACUUCCUUCAUUAUUCCGCCCUUCGUUUCUAUUCCUCCUGUUAGGGAGUGCAGCAAGCUUUUCGGGGAAGAUGGGAUGACACUUAAGCUUUUUGUAAAAAGAACAGCCCCCUUCUCGAUCCUGUGGACCCUGACCAACUACCUGUACCUCCUGGCCUUGAAGAAGCUGACCGCCACUGAUGUCUCCGCCCUCUACUGCUGUCACAAGGCUUUUGUCUUUCUCUUGUCCUGGAUCGUUCUCAAAGACCGCUUCAUGGGUGUCCGGGUCAGUGUGGAAAUAUCUGUAAUGAAAAAUAAACUUUGACAGGCUGAAUUUUUAGUCCUGAUGAUCUCAAAUCUCUAUCUGCAGAUUGUGGCAGCCAUUAUGGCCAUCACAGGUAUUGUUAUGAUGGCGUAUGCUGAUGGUUUCCAUGGGGAUUCCUUUGUGGGUGUGGCUUUGGCUGUGGGCUCAGCCUCCACAUCAGCUCUCUAUAAGGUAAAACUACUAAAACCUAUCUUGUAACUGUCUUCAUGAUGACCAUGCUUGAUUUUAUUGACUGAGUUUACAAUGUAAUCCUUAACCUCCAGGUGCUGUUUAAGAUGUUUCUGGGCAGUGCCAACUUCGGAGAAGUGGCUCACUUCCUCUCCACUAUGGGCUUCUUUAACCUCAUCUUCAUCUCCUGUGUGCCCCUCAUCCUUUACUUCACCAAGGUGGAGCACUGGGGCUCACUGUCUUCACUGCCCUGGGGAUACCUGUGUGGACUGGCAGGACUGUGGCUGGGUGAGAACAAAAAAAACAUCCCUGAUGAAAAGAAACAAAACAUUUUGACUUGGAGGCGGGGCUUCUAUGUGAUCAUUGUGGGUCUUUUAUUGUGAAAAAGUUACUGACAUGAAAAUUUAGUAGGGCGAGGUUGAUGAAUUGUCUGUGAAAAGUAAAAAAUAGAUUACUUUCAUUACUGAUAAAUCUGAGUUAAGCAAUUUUUAUAGACCAGUGGUAGUCCCACCUUGAGGACCCACGCAUAAAAAAGUGAUAAACAUCAUUUUUAAAGCUCCUGGAGGAUCAAAGUGACAAAAAAAGGUCACCCUGUUCUAUACUAACAGUCAAAUACGUCACCCAUUGAUCAUUUGUGAUGUGUAAUGAGUGAAAAAAACUGAUUCUGCAACAUGUCAACAUGGCUGGGUCUAUGUCUGACACUAACCCCCUUGCCAGUGUUUUCAGACAUUAAAAGUAACCAUAUAGAGAUGGCCAGUCUGUUUGUAAAUUGUCUAUUUUUGCUUUUUUUAGAUCAUUAAAAGACAUCAGUAUUAAUUCAAGUCUUUUUCAUUACAAGCUAAAAACUCUUCACAGGAGCUUUAAUUUUCUCACAAAGAUAUAUAAAGGAAAAAUUUUGUUUUUUUUACACUGUCUAAUGGUGUUUUAUAAACAACCAGUGUGUAUCCCAAUGAGAAAAUAGCAAUUGUUUUAUCAGGAUAUAAGUUGAUGUGUUAAAAUCAAAUUUUGACAUCCUCUUGGUAGGUGAAUGUCAAUGAAACAUUUCAUAGCAGUCUAUUCACAAGUAGUAGAGCUACAUAAAUAGCUGUUUGCCUUUUCUUGACAUUAAAGCAUUCCUACAUUCUUUAUCAUUUAUCAUGAUAAGUCUGGAAACAGAUUGUCCAACCAGCAGGUGUAAUAGUUGCAUCUUAAUCCUUGUUAGUGACUGCGCCCAUUUAAAGUAUGUCCACUAAUAUUUGUUGUUGUGGCAGUGACAUGCUCCUGUUGAUACUUGUAGGGUCUAAUGAAGCGAAUGUUUCCUUUAAAAAAUAAAUAGUUGAACCAGAAACCAAAGUCUUGUUCUAAAAUCUUGUGAAAUUGGAGUUGUUGCAGGACAACAGUGGUGGGAAGAGACAUGUGUUUUGUUAGAGUUCAAAAAAACAAAGAGUAGUUUGGCAGACACUCAGAAUAACUCAGUGAGCCUGUCAGCUGGGAGUAGGAGCACUUUUUAUGGACUAACUCUGCACAAAAGAGACAAAAUAUUCUUUCAACCAGACCUGUUGUUGGUGUCCUUUGACUUUCUGUAGGCUUUUUCAUGUGCUUCUCUGGCACUGCUGCUAAGCUUGCUCAUCUCUGCUUCUCUGAAUACCACAUAUUUUCCUGAAGUGAAUUGAUGUUUUAGCCUUAAUGGAGAUGAGGCAGCGAGUUUCUGUUUUUUUGUUCCCCAUCUGUUUGAAUUUCUUUCAUAUGCUGCCAGAUUUUUGUUGUCUUGCCAUUCAAUUUGACAUCAUCAAUCUCCAAAUUAGGGAUUCUUCUUACUGACAAGGCAUCUCCUCUUCCUCUUGGCUACAACCGAGGACAUCGGUUGGAUGAAAGUCCUUGAGUGUAGCCCAGGACACAUUUGCAUAGACUCUUCAAAAUGAAUGUGGACGGCUAAAUCUGUAUGUGAAGUACAUCUCAAAGCAUCCUCAAUAUGCCCUGUGUGCUGAUCUCUGUCUAAGGAUGUCCACUGGUGAUCCAGACGCCUACAAAAUGUGAACAGUGUCUCAGUGGACCUUCUUUGAUGAGCAGCAGUGAUCUGUUUGCUUUAAGUUUCAGCAAAAAAAAAUCACUGUUUCAUUUAUUCCUAUUUUUUUUAACUGUGUUGAUGUCUUUACAGUGUUCAACAUCUUGGUCCAUGUUGGUGUGGUGCUGACAUACCCCAUCCUCAUCUCUAUAGGGACGCUGCUCAGUGUGCCAGGCAAUGCAGGUAGGGUUUUUAUAUGAUACAAGUUUGACCUCCAUUACUAUUAUUUUAUGAAAGUGAGUGUGUUUGUGAAAAAGAGAGUAAAAAAGCCGAACACACUGCGGUUUUGUAUUGAGAGGUCAGCACUUCAGGUCCCUGUAGCAAACAGAUUACACUGCAAGUCUGCCGCUCUCAUCCUGGAAACCCAAUCAUCAAUGUGCCCAAACUAUUCUCUCGCUAAGGGAGGAUCAGGUUGCCAAGGCAACACUAAAUGCCUGCAGACGAGUUCUUUUCUUUAACCGCCAUGGACUGUAUGAAGGUCAGUGGGUUACCGCAACUUGUCCCUUGGCUGGAGACUGUAAAGACCCUAAGGAUUAAGCAGAUCUCAAGUGCGGAUUUUAAGCCGUAUUUGAGUGACUCAUCCUCUUCAGCCCCAGUGCCCUGUGGUUUAUCUCACUUUCUGUAAUUAAUCUCACUUUGUUUUUGUUUGCACCUCACUUUCUCUCUCCAUCCUGCUCCCUCUUUUGUUCCCUUCUUUCUCUUACCUGUUGUAGCCGUAGAUGUUUUGAAACAUGAAGUGAUCUUCAGCGUGGUGCGCCUGGCAGCCACCUGCAUCAUCUGCCUGGGUUUCCUUCUUCUGCUGCUGCCAGAGGAGUGGGACUCGGUCACACUGCGGUUCCUAGCUACCAUCGCAGACAAGAAGUCAGAGGACCAUGGCGAGGAGCUCACAGAGUCCAGUGUCCACACUCGGAGCCGCAGCAGAGCCAACGGCACAGUCUCCAUCCCCUUGGCAUGACACUUUGUUAAAACUUUAUGAGGACCUUUCAACUCUGAUGCCCACGCAGGAGAUGUGGCAGGAUCUUCAGUCCACAAAAGGAGGCACGAAGAAAUGUCUGAACUUAAUUUAACUUUUCUCUAGAGAUGCAUCUCUGUCUCUGCCACUUCACUGCAGGAGGGGAAGCUAAGAACUUUUCUGGACUUUGCAAACCGAAAGGGUGGAAAGUGUUAUUUACUUUCUUAAAAUACUUGCCACGCGCAGUCCUGUUCCUCGCACGCACCUGAACCUAGAGCUGACUGACCUCCCCUGACCUGCUCUGCAGACUGUAUUCUGUGAAUAUAAACUUUGGCAGGGCCACUUUGGCUCAAUCUUAUAAGUAUUUAUGAUAUUUAUUUAGAACUGUAUCAAUAAGAGUAUCAAUUUUAAGUCUUAUUGAAUAGUAUUAUAUACAAGGAUGGCAAAUAUACUAUGCGUUAUGUACAGGAUCUUUUGGUUUUAUAAUAAAAAGACUUAAAACUGACA